Molecule: messenger RNA, 1789 nt
Organism: Folsomia candida
Lineage: Eukaryota; Metazoa; Arthropoda; Collembola; Entomobryomorpha; Isotomidae
Product: kelch-like protein 41a
Exons: 5
Coding region: 288-1046 (252 amino acids)
Biological process (GO): neurogenesis
Cellular component (GO): P-body; cytosol
Molecular function (GO): protein binding
Source: RefSeq, a predicted model, not a curated record
UAGAAAUAGUGCACUCAAACUAACCUGGUGUCAAUCCAGUGCGGUGUUGUCACAUAUAUUAGCACCGCGCGGUGUAAAUUCCCCCCAUUAACACCGCGUGGUGUCUAUAUGUGACAACACCGCACUGGAUUGACACCAGGUUAUUUUGAGGGUGGAAUAUUCAUAUUUUGGUGGUCAUAUUUAGAUUAUAAAAUAAAUUUUGAGUUUUUCCCUAUCAAUUCUCAGUUUUAGAGUUAUAUAAAAAGCAGGAGUUUUAAAUACAUUAUUUAAAAAGAUAAGGGUGGAAUAUGAGUGAUAUGUCGGGAAGGAUGGAAAAAUCUGAAAAUAGGGAAAGUUCGGUUUCCGAAAUGACGUCAAAACCAGACUGGAAGGGAAGUCACUACGAUCGAGUAUUGAACCUUUUUCUCACGGGAUAUCAAAGUGAUUUGAUUCUCCAUCUGGGAAGUGAAGGGUUAAAGAUUCCCGUCCACCGAAUAUUUCUCCUCACCGGGUCACCAGUGCUGAACGAAAUGCUCAAGAAAACCGGGGCGGAUCUAAUUAUUAAAGACGACGUGGAUAUUCGAAUUUUCAGGAUGCUACUCAAGUAUUUGUACACCGGAGAGACUGACGUGGAAAUGGCGGAUGCCCUUCACCUAAUGCAGCUCGCAAACAAAUAUCAAGUCCAGGAUUUGCGAGACCACUGCGCCACUGUUUUGGAGGGGGAUUUGACUUUAGAAAAUGUGCUUUCUUUGUUUGAAUGUGGGAUGGAAUACGCUCACGGGGACUUUAUCCAGUCCACGCUCAAAUUCAUUUGCAAGAAUGCAAGAAAAAUUUUGAAAUCUGAUCACUUUACCACGCUUCGACUGGACUGUUUAAUCGAAGUUAUUCAACAGGAUUCACUCCAAGUCGGGAACGAAAUAGAGGUGUUUGAAGCAGUGUAUCGAAACGAGUACCUACCAUCCAACCAGAUUGGUCACCUUAUGCAAACUAUUCUUCACCCUAGUCGAGGCCUCCAUGUGAGAGGUUCCCCUCUUGAUGGCCACGGCGGGAUAACUUUUCCCGUGUGAAACCCCAUUCCUCGGAUCCUUCCUAACAUGCUCAUUUCCCUCGUGGAGAAACAUCCUGUUCGACUUGUGCAUAUUCCUGUUCGAAUUUAUGACCAUAGUCGUUGCCACAGUGCAGUACUCCUCGUUCACGCUGGUAACCUAGAUUCUUAUUUUGUACACAGAAUGUAGCUCUUUGUCUAACAAAGAAUUCACCAGUUUUGGCGAAUCGUUGCUUAGUUGGUGCGAAUUACAAGUCUUGGAGAAAGUUGUUAGCAGCAUUGCCAGGUGGCGCCUGCUGCCCGGUGUAAUUCUGAUCGUGCCCAUUAUCCAGAUUCUGAGUAGCUUCGAAACCGUGAUGCUCCUUCGGGAGGGUGAGGCCCUUAAUGGAAUCAUGUUUUUUCACAAUUUACGCAGACCGCGUUACUUUCACGCUACUAAUUUUAAGCCCGGCUGCGCAACUGCUGUGUCAACUGGGAAAUGGUGGGCAUCCUCGUGGAGUGGUGGGAAGGUUGGACAAGGGAAGUAUUACAGACGGGUGGUGAGAUCGUUAAAACCGGUGAAAGUACGAUUUGCAGACAACUUUGUGGAUCACUUGAGUCCAUUAAUACUUCAGGAGUUUUACGCCCAACAGACGGGUUCUCUACUGCUUUUUGCGCACUCACAAUAAAAAUGCGAAAAUAAUAAAUGAACUAUACAGAGUGGUUUAAAUGUCAGGUUACAAUGGAAAAUUUUCCAUUGUAAACUGACAUUUAUAAUAAUCUGGC